AUAACGCCAUUGUGUAUGAUCCGCUUCUAAUUCCGAAUGGCUUUCCAUUGUUUGCUCGUAAUUCUUUGUCGCCUCUGAGAAAAUAUCGAAUGUCCUUCGGGAAAAUUUUCUUUUCGAUUUGAUCCAGGACGGUCAUGUCGUGCAUUGGUUGGAUUACGAAGAAUUUGGCAUCUCAAGUUUACGGAAGCUUCCUUAGCACGUUAGGGGUCACACAUGUCGCUUGUGCAUCGGUGACAUGCCUUGCGAAUGAUGUCCGCUUUUUCUGGUGCAGACAUGCGUACGGUUCUGAGUGGGGCUCCUUUUGGUUGCCUACGUGUUGCUAGGAGAAGUGUCGGCAAUCCCUCUUGUUGGGGUCUCUUGCAGCCCUAAAUAGAAAUGGCCGCAAACAGUGGAGCACCUCCAAGGGGCAGCGCAGCAGCAGCUGCAAGCUUGCGUAGGAGGAGGGCUGGCGGGGGUGGGUCAACAGCAGGAGCGGGUGUCAACACCAUGCUCCAGUUCUACACGGAUGACACUACAGGCCGCAAGAUGACACCCAACACCGUCCUCAUCAUGAGCAUCGGGUUCAUAGCAUUUGUCGCCAUUCUCCAUGUCUUUGGUAAGCUCAACUUUGUUCCAAGAUCUUAGGUGGGUCUCAACAUCAAAAUUCAUUGUAGGUGUGGUGAUUUUCUCAUUUUGAGUAUUUGAGGAACUCUGAUUUUGUGUCGUGCUUA
Molecule: messenger RNA, 710 nt
Organism: Magnolia sinica
Lineage: Eukaryota; Viridiplantae; Streptophyta; Magnoliopsida; Magnoliales; Magnoliaceae
Product: protein transport protein Sec61 subunit beta-like
Exons: 2
Coding region: 376-624 (82 amino acids)
Biological process (GO): intracellular protein transport
Cellular component (GO): endoplasmic reticulum membrane; Sec61 translocon complex
Source: RefSeq, a predicted model, not a curated record